AUGAAGGAAUGUGUGCACUGUAACGACAACUUUGGACAAGCGAACCAUUGUGGGUUUUGCGACAACUACAUCCAUCACCUCUGUGCAAUCGAACUGGCCAUGCAGCAAGGAUGGGAAGAAGCACCUCAAUGCCGCGAGGUUUGCAGUCGAGCUUGUCUCGACUAUUGCGUGCAACGAGCGUUGGAUGUGGAAGCCAGAAAGAAGAAGCCCCAAGAGGAGUGCGAUGCGGCAGAGAAGCCGGCAGCGUUGGUUUCAGUCCGCAAUCCAAUAUCAACGAAAAAACCAGCGUUCGCGAAGGCGGCAAGCACCAAGGCAACAAGUAACAAAGCGACAAGUACCAAGGCCAGUACCAAGGCCAGUCGUCCUAAGUCGUCCAUGAAGGUCAUGACACUCCAAGAGUCUCGCCAGAGAGUUGCAGCCCUCCCCGCUACCCCUGCGACACCAUCAACGUUCAAAGCAGCGACGGAGAUGCGCUAUGUUGCGUUUCGUCCUCUCGAAGAACCAGAAAUUGUUGGCAGCGAUGCAAAGCUCGCAAAAUUCUAUGCUCCAUGCUCGGGGUUUUGGUUGCGUGCUGUAGUUCGAUCAACGGAGCUGAAGAAGGUGACUAUCGCGGUGGCUGCUCCUGCCCAAGCAAGUGGAAGGAAGCAGAAAGCAGUGAAGUCGGUUACAGACUUGGUCCCUAUCAGCACAAUCAACUGGGUCGAUACGCGAUUUGCUCGACACGAACCAAGGAUUAGCAUGACAACCAUGAUCAGAGGAAUCGAAAACUUCGCUCGCGUCAAGGCUGCACAGGCACUGAGCAAAUCAAGAACCUACUUGUCCAUCUCGGCGUACCAACACGAAGACCACGACAUGACGUUCUCGGAUAUGGUGGCAUUGAACGAAGACGCCAACAUCGACGAAGAAGCGAAGGGUGACGGCUGCGAGGACGUGUCGGCGAAUGAUGCUAUUGACAGCAGCUCAGACGAUGACAUGGAGGAAUACGUGGACCGCGCGUGGAAGAAGGCCGAAGUACUUGACGUGCGGGACGUUGAAGGCCUGGAAAAUGUUCGAUGGGAACAGGGCCUUCAAGUUCAAGGGCCAACAGAUCUCUUUGUGCACGCAAACCAUGCCGCGUCGCACGACCAAACUAUCAUAUUACCCCAACACGAAGACUUGUUCGUGGACCCAGUGAAGGUGUUGGCCAAGACAAACGCGAACGCUCACAAGCAAAGGGAAGCGAGCACGCGCGCACUUGUGGCGGGGAGACCUUUCGUAGCUGACUUCCGUCUCGAGGAAUUGAUGAAGUUCUUGGGUAUCUUGGUUCUCAUGGGGGUAGUUCGUGCUGGUGAAUACCGAUUGUAUUGGCAAAGCCCCAACACAACUUCCUUCAUGAUGCCAGAUGGCAAGUCUGUUCGAAGUGUCAUGUCUAUCGAUCGAUUCAAGGCCUUGCGGGCUUGUGUGACGUUCAACGAUGUCGAGGUCAAGGAGGAUCCUUUGUGGCGCUUGCGACCCCUGAUCAACUUGCUCAAAGCAAGUUUCAAGUUGUUCGUGACUGCUGGGCGUGAGAUCUCCGUCGACGAAGCCUCGAUUCCGUGUCGGUCCUCGCACGCCAGGGCCUUGAUUGUGUACAACCCGAUGAAACCCCUCGGCAAAUACCACUUCCGAAUGUAUACGGCGGCUUGUGCGACGUCGUGGUACGUGCAUGCCUUCAAGAUUCAUUCCAAGGCAACAGGAAACUUCGACGCCGACGAUGGGGGCCAGGAUAGCGAUGGCAGCAAUGACGGCAAUGGCAGCGAUGGUGGCUCGAAUCGCCCGCGUGGAUCGUUACGUCCAAGCACACUACGACAGCAUGUGCUGGACAUCACAAAACAGUGGAAAGGUUCAAAACGCGUCAUGAACAUGGACAACUGGUACACUUCUGUCCAGUUGUGCAUGACGUUGUCUUCCAUCGGUCUGUAUUGCCGAGGAACUGUUCGCGCAAAUCGCGCGCACAAUCCGCGCUUUGCACUAUUUGGAAAGAACGAGGUACAACUGCAUCCACGCGGCCACAGUCGAGUGUCACACGCCCCGGAUCAUGGUAUUGUUGCUGUGUCGUGGAUGGAUGGCAACGUAGUCAACUUCUUGUCGACGGCUGAUGGAAGCGAGGAAACAUUCGUACUACGCAGAGUGGGGAAUAAGCGGCGCAAGCAACCGUGUCUGCGCAUUGUCCAAAUGUACAACAAGUACAUGCAAGGUGUUGAUAGACACGACAACUUGCGGGAGCGCUUUUCGAUUGCGAAGGGGUCGACGUUCAAGAAAUGGUACCGAAAGCUUGCUUUGGCGUUGGUCGACAUCGCGAUCUCGAACGUGUACGUGCUGUGGUGUAAGUGCGACGAAAAGAAUCGACGAGACGCGCACAUGCACUUUCACCAGAAGUUGGCGAUUCAGAUGAUGUUUGACACCGACUGGAACAGGUUUAAAAUCGUUGAAACUCGUUGA
Messenger RNA from Aphanomyces astaci, 2460 nucleotides. RefSeq lists its product as hypothetical. Lineage: Eukaryota; Oomycota; Saprolegniomycetes; Saprolegniales; Verrucalvaceae. The coding region runs from base 1 to 2460 and encodes 819 amino acids. The record is from RefSeq and is a predicted model, not a curated record. The transcript is spliced from 7 exons.